This is a messenger RNA of Colius striatus (speckled mousebird), 1638 nucleotides long. It is a transcript of the gene TBX1, whose product is annotated as T-box transcription factor 1. The record is from RefSeq and is a predicted model, not a curated record. Gene Ontology annotation, cellular component: nucleus. Gene Ontology annotation, molecular function: RNA polymerase II cis-regulatory region sequence-specific DNA binding; DNA-binding transcription factor activity, RNA polymerase II-specific. Gene Ontology annotation, biological process: positive regulation of DNA-templated transcription; regulation of transcription by RNA polymerase II; cell fate specification. The transcript is spliced from 8 exons. The coding region runs from base 58 to 1542 and encodes 494 amino acids. Lineage: Eukaryota; Metazoa; Chordata; Aves; Coliiformes; Coliidae.
GGAGCGCUGGAGGAGCGCGGCAGCGCGCCCGCCCGCCUCGGCUGCCGCCCGCAGAAGAUGCACUUCAGCACCGUCACCAGGGACAUGGAAGCUUUCACGGCCAACAGCCUGAGCAGCCUGAACGCCUCCGGGGGGUACCACCUCUCCCCCUCCCCGGGGGACCCGUACGGACAGCAUGAGCCGCCGCACUACGAGCCCUGCACGGCUCAGCAGCACCCGCACCCGCCGCCCCAGCCCCAGCACGGCUACCCCUUCGGCGGGGCGGCGGCGGCCGGGGCCAACCCGCCGCCCCCAGGCCCCGAGCCGCCCGAGGGCGCCGGGGGAGCUGCCGCGGGACCAGCCGCCGUCUCGGGCUGCUCGGCGGGGGCGGCCGCCGCGGCCAAAGCGCCGGUGAAGAAGAACCCGAAGGUGGCCAACGUCAGCGUCCAGCUGGAGAUGAAGGCGCUGUGGGACGAGUUCAACCAGCUGGGCACCGAGAUGAUCGUCACCAAGGCCGGCAGGCGCAUGUUCCCCACCUUCCAGGUGAAGAUAUUCGGGAUGGACCCUAUGGCUGACUACAUGCUCCUCAUGGAUUUCGUCCCCGUGGACGACAAGCGAUACCGGUACGCGUUCCACAGCUCGUCCUGGCUGGUGGCCGGCAAGGCCGACCCCGCCACCCCCGGGAGGGUGCACUACCACCCGGACUCCCCGGCCAAAGGGGCGCAGUGGAUGAAGCAAAUCGUUUCCUUCGAUAAGCUCAAACUGACCAACAAUUUGCUGGAUGACAACGGGCAUAUCAUUUUGAACUCCAUGCACAGAUACCAGCCGCGUUUUCACGUGGUCUACGUGGACCCUCGGAAAGACAGCGAGAAAUACGCGGAGGAGAACUUCAAAACCUUCGUCUUCGAGGAGACACGCUUCACGGCCGUGACCGCCUACCAGAACCACCGGAUCACACAACUGAAGAUCGCCAGCAACCCUUUCGCCAAGGGAUUCAGAGACUGUGACCCUGAGGACUGGCCCAGGAAUCACAGACCAGGGGCCCUCCCACUCAUGAGCGCUUUUGCCAGAUCCCGGAACCCGGUGUCUUCCCCAGCCCACCAGAAUGGCACAGAGAAAGAUGCUGCCGAGAGCCGUCGCGAGUACGAGCGGGAGGCGGCGGGCGGGACGGCGCUGCACGCCGAGGCCGCGCACCAGCAGCUCAUGUCCCGCGUGCUGAGCCCCGCGCUGCCGGGCGGCGGCGGCGGGCUGGUGCCGCUGGGCGGUGCGGGGGGCGGCCGGCCCAGCCCGCCGCACCACGAACUGCGCCUGGAGCCGCCCGCCUCGGAGCCGCUGCACCACCACCCCUACAAGUACCCGCCGGCGGCGGCCGCCGCUUACGACCACUACCUGGGGGCGAAGAGCCGGCCCGCCCCCUACCCCCUCCCCAGCAUCCGCGGGCACGGCUACCACCACCACCACCAUCACCACCACAUGAACGCGGCGGCCGCGGCGGCGGCGGCGGCCGCCAACAUGUACUCGUCGGGCGGCGCGGCCGCCGGCUACGACUACGGGCCCCGAUAACGGCGGCGCGACAGACGGCCGCGGCCGCCCUCCCCUCUUCCCGCCUUCCCCUCCCUCCCCGCCUUACGAGUGAGCUGAUAGGCCAGCGUGACCUGA